AACCGCACAAACUUUGAAGCACAAGGAGCCUCCUCCCUUUAAUCAUUGUUCCAGAACCCAAGGCCUUUUAAUGAACCCACUGAUAUUACCCUAAUCAUUUCGAGAUAGAUUUGGUUUAAAUUCACCACCCAACAAAAGUUUCCAUCAUUCGCUGCCAGACAAAUCUUCAAAAAAUUCGAACACUUCUUCUAUACGAAAUUUAAACAUGUUCUGCAAUCAAAAUCACCUUGUCACUGUUCUUUGCCAUGGAAAGCUCGGUCGCUUACUACACUAAUUGAUUUUUGAACAAACCCUUGAUUUAUAUACAUAUUCAUAAAGUUAUAUUAUCAAUUAGUGGGUGGUUCGUUAACAUCAGUGUUCCACAUAAAUACAGGGUCUUCAUAUUAUCGUCGAGGAAAUUUGAAGAUAAUGGUCUCCACUUCUCCUUCAAAGGAAGUUCUGUCCAUUGAAACAUGCAAGGAAGCAGAGGCAUCUCGGCGGGCCAAAUGGUGGUACUCAACCUUCCACACUGUUACAGCCAUGAUAGGUGCAGGCGUUCUCAGCUUACCCUACGCUAUGGCCUACUUGGGAUGGGGUCCAGGAAUAAUGGUUCUGGUGUUAUCCUGGUGCAUGACCUUGAACACAAUGUGGCAAAUGGUCCAACUCCAUGAAUGCAUUCCCGGGACUCGUUUUGAUCGGUAUUUAGACUUGGGUCGACAUGCUUUCGGUCCAAAACUAGGACCAUUAAUCGUUCUGCCUCAACAGCUGAUUGUCCAGGUUGGAUGUAACAUCGUGUACAUGGUGACGGGAGGGAAGUGUUUGAAGAAGUUCAUGGAGAUGGCUUGUACUAAUUGCACCCAGUUGAGACAAUCUUACUGGAUCUUAAUCUUCGGUGGCAUCCAUUUCUUCCUAUCCCAGCUCCCUAAUUUCAAUUCUGUUGCUGGUGUUUCACUUGCAGCAGCAGUCAUGUCUUUGAGUUAUUCGACAAUAGCUUGGGUUGGUUGCUUGAGUAGAGGACGAAUUGAUAACGUGAGUUACGAUUACAAGAAAACGAGUGGGGUGGAUUCGAUGUUUCGAGUGUUUAAUGCACUGGGGCAAAUUUCAUUUGCAUUCGCUGGCCAUGCUGUGGCCUUAGAAAUUCAGGCCACCAUUCCAUCGACUCCGGAGAAGCCAUCGAAAUUAGCAAUGUGGAAAGGAGUGAUUGGAGCUUAUUUUAUUAAUGCAAUCUGCUAUUUCCCAGUAGCACUUAUAGGCUACUGGGCGUUUGGACAAGAUGUUGAAGAUAAUGUCAUCAUGGAACUCAAAAGACCUGAAUGGCUCAUUGCCUCUGCUAAUCUAAUGGUCGUCGUCCAUGUCAUUGGAAGCUACCAGGUUUUUGCUAUGCCGGUCUUUGCGUUGCUGGAAGGAAUUAUGGUAAAAAGAUUCAGGUUUCCUCCAGGGUUUGCUCUCAGAGUCAUUACUCGAUCUGCUUAUGUGGCAAUUACGCUCUUCAUUGCAGUCACUUUCCCUUUCUUUGGAGAUCUUCUUGGUUUCUUUGGUGGCUUUGGUUUUGCACCCACUUCCUACUUUCUCCCUAGCAUAAUGUGGCUGAUUAUCGUGAAACCAAGAAGAUUCAGCGCUAACUGGUUCAUCAACUGGGCUUCCAUAUUCAUUGGGGUGUUCAUCAUGUCUGCAUCAACCAUUGGCGGAUUAAGAAAUAUCGUUGCAGAUGCUUCCACAUACAGUUUCUAUACAUAAUUGUGAAAAAUCAUGAUGUCCAGAGAGAGAGAGAGAGAGAGAGAGAUUUUGAUUGAUGUAGCAAGACUAACUAGACUGCACUACGUUAAUAAUGUUUUUUUUUUUU
This is a messenger RNA of Carica papaya (papaya), 1822 nucleotides long. Its product is annotated as Transmembrane amino acid transporter family protein. The record is from RefSeq and is a predicted model, not a curated record. NCBI's taxonomy places the organism in Eukaryota, Viridiplantae, Streptophyta, Magnoliopsida, Brassicales, Caricaceae.